This is a messenger RNA of Mesocestoides corti, 1446 nucleotides long. The record is from the annotation of a GenBank genome assembly. Lineage: Eukaryota; Metazoa; Platyhelminthes; Cestoda; Cyclophyllidea; Mesocestoididae.
AUGUGUUCCUACGAAGAGGCCGAAAGCGUGUGCAAAUUUCUUCGUUCAAAAAUAAACAAAACACCGUUGGUCGCAAUUAUAUGUGGGUCUGGUCAUGGCGCUCUUGCUGAAGUAGUAAAGGAUCGCAUUGUUAUAAAAUACAGUGAAAUUAAAGAAUUUCCUCGGAGUACAGUUGCUGGACAUGCAGGAAACCUUGUAUUUGGAAACAUUGGUGACAAGUACGUAAUGGUGAUGCAAGGACGUUUUCAUCCCUAUGAAGGACAUUCACUGGCGAAGGUGACUCUUCCAAUACGCGUAAUGAAACUCUUGGGUGUUGAAUAUGUGUUUAUUACAAAUGCGGCUGGUAUUUUAAAUCCGAAAUAUAAUGUUGGAGAUCUCGUGAUUAUUAAAGAUCACAUUUGCAUUCCAGCCGUUAGCGGAAAUAAUCCGCUAGUUGGUCUAAACGAUGAAAGGUUUGGAGUUAGGUUUCCGACACUUGCUAAUGCAUAUACUAAGAGUCUAAGACAGCUGGCCUGGGGUGUCGGGAAAGAGAUGGAUAUUCUGAAUAUUUUGCAUGAGGGCAUUUACCACGCCGGAUCUGGUCCAGCCUACGAAACGCCUGCUGAACUAAGUGCAGCACGUUUGUGGGGCUGCGACUGUGCUGGAAUGAGCACAGCCCAGGAGACUAUCGUAGCCAAGCACGCGGGGCUAAAAGUGUUCGCUAUCUCGCUUAUGACCAAUCGCGUGGCUCUGGACAAUGAAAGUGAAGAAGUCGCCAACCACGAAGAAGUGCUUGAAGUUGCAACUCAACGGGCUGAUCUUGUGAAAACGUUCAUUAUGAAUAUGAAUGUCAUGGUGAUGCAAGGUCGCUUCCACGCCUACGAGGGCUACACCCAGCAACAGGUCACAGUGCCGAUUCGGGUGAUGCGUCUCAUGGGCUGCGAGUACCUGUUCGUCACCAACGCCACGGGCGGACUGCAUCCCAACUACGACGUCGGCGACAUCAUGGUGGUGAAGGACCACAUCAGCGUUCCCUCGUUGGCUGGCAUCAGUCCCCUGACUGGUCCCAACGAUGACAGAUUCGGACCGCGAUUUCCAGCACUGUCGUUGAUCUACACGAAGGAACUUCGAGAUCUGGCAUUGAGGGUGGGACGCGAGAUGGGCAUCGCGAAUCUGAUGCACGAAGGCGUCUACAUUUGCUGUUGCGGACCGAACUACGACACACCAGCUGAGGCUCGUGUACUCAGGCUUCUGGGUGCUGACGUGGCAGGCAUGAGUACAACGGCCGAGACCAUUGUGGCACACCACGCCGGCAUGAAGGUGCUCGCCUUGUCGCUGGUCAGCAAUCGGGAGAUCCUGGAGAACGACAGGGAACAGAAGGCCAAUCACGAGGACGUCCUCGAGACGAGUCUGCAGCGUGUUGAGACCAUGACCUCACUAAUCACCAGGGUGCUUGCUGCCCUCUAG